CAAAAAGGCCAAUAGUUAUUAGAAUAUAUAAGUAAAUAAUAAUUAAGAAAAACAAGAUUUUAAUUCUUAUCUAAAUUUGAGAAAAUGGAAGAAAGUAAAAAUUUUACAUUAGACAAAGGAAUUUAAAAUUAAAUAGAAAGCAUUAUAACGAAUAAUCUAAAUAAUAAAGAAUUUAGUGGUUAAUUCACUAUCGCAGACCCAAAUGACAAAGAAUAGUAGUAUUAAGUCAUCCACAUCAAAAAUCAAAUUGAUUCAGUUUACGAUUCUUUUUUUUAAGAAUUAUAAGAAAUUUAUAAUAAUAACUACUUUAUAAAACCAAGCAACAUAUUCUAAUUAGAAUUUAAGGAAAAUAAUUAUAUCGUGCUACAAUAUAUUCUAUCUGAUUAAAUAGAUUUCUUUCAAAGUUUAGAUAAAUAAAGCGAGGAAAAUCUAAAUUACUUAAUUGAUGGUUGUCUGACUUAGUUUAAAAAGAUUUAACAACACUAAAAUAUAAAAAUAUGUUCUUCAGAAGAAUUAUUUUAAUAAAAAUUAAUUGAAGGAAUUUUCUUGAAAUUAGUGCCUGAUAUUAAUGUAUUUAAAAACUAUUAUCUUUAUAGAGAAGAAAUAAAUGAGGAAAAUAUCAUUUUUAUGUUAAAAAUAAUAGAGAGAUAUUUUUUAAAAAAUUCUGAAUAUUUUAAAAUCGAACGUUAGUUUAUAGAUCAACUUUUAAAAGAAAAUAGUAUAAUAAUGAAUAUUGAUUCUAUUAGUAUGUAUUUUAAAAUGAUGAGGAAAUUUAAAUAAUAGUAUAAACACACUUUAAAUACAAAUUUAGUUUUCAUUAAUUAUCACUUUGUCAUAUAUGAAGUUUAAGUAGGAUCCAUAAAAAAUUCUGAGUUAAUUGUUAUGAAAUUUUCUGAUUGUUAUUAAUAAGAUAAUCAAAAAGAUUAAUACAAGAUUUAAUUUAUUGAUGGAGAAAAGAUUGCUAAUCUUUCGGAAGUACAAAUUGGAGAAGACUUGAAGAUUAUAAAAUUGGAAAAAUAUAAAAAUUAUGAUAAUAUAAUAAUUAAAUUAUUAAGAUAAUACCAAGAAAAUAAUGGAAGUAAUUAAAGCCUAUUAAAUCAACUAUGGCAGUAUGGAUUGAAAAGUGGAACUUUUUUAAUUUAAUAAAAUAUAGAUUAAUAAUGUUAAAUGUGUACAAAAUGCCUUGCAAGGUAUCAUAAAAAUAGUUAAAUAAUUGAAUAAGGUAAUUAGAGGAUUUAAUAAUUUAUAAAAAAAAAAUUCUAAAAAUUUGAAGAUUCUGGAAAAUCUUACAAAGAAAUACUAUUAGAUUUGGAAUAAAAAUAAUUUUAACAUCAAAUCGUAAAAGAAUAUUUAGAUUAAUCAGAUUACUUAAUAUAUAAGAUAGGAUAAGAUAUAAUAGUUGAAAUUACAACUAAAGAUUAAUAAUAUGCAAACUUAAAAAACCAAGUAAAUAAUGAAUAAUUCUUAAAUCAAUAAGACAAAACAAUUAAAGACAAUUAAUAGGCAGCUUAAUCAAUUUUUUUAAUUUUAAAAUUAAUAAUUUAUUUGAAUAAAAAAAAUGUAAUAAUUUACAAUUUCUUUGAAGAUUAUAUUCUAUUUAAUGAUUCAAGAAUUUAUUUCUUUUAUUAAUUACCUUAAUAAAGUCAAAAUAGUUUAUAAAAAAAGUAAUAAUAAUCUUAAUCUAUUUAUGAUUCAAUCAUAUCUGAUAGCAAAAAAACAAAUGAAUAAAAAAAUUAUUAAAUAUUUGGUUGUUAUCUGCUAAAACUACUAGGUGAAGAUGAUUUAACUAUCAAAAAUGAACUAUAAAUGAAUAGUUUUGAUUAAAAAAAUUUUAAAUAUUUUGAUUCAAUUAAAGAAACCAUCUUAAUAUAUUUAAUUUAUUAAUAAUAAACAAAUCUAUAACUAUUUCUCUAAGAAAUGAAUAAAAAACUUUAGGAAUUAACAAUUAACACAAUAAAAUAUAAUCUGGAAGAAAUAGAAGGAUAAUGUUAAUAUUAAAGAUUUUAUAUAGGAGAUAUAUCUCUUGGUAAUCAAUAAAAUAAAAAUAGGCUAAAAGAAAACAAAAGUAUUGAUUUCAUACAAUAAGUAACUAAGAGCUAAAAUUAUCAAAAUGAAAUAAAACUAAAUAUGAGUUUAUAAGAAAUUGAUAAAGGCAAUAAUUCAAAAUUAUGUGAAUAAAAGUUAAGAGAAGAUCAAUUUACUAUAAGCAAUAAUUAAAACAAAAUCUUUUAGAUACCUUUAUUGAAUAAUUGGAAUAUAUGCAACAAAUAUUAGGAUACUGAUAUUUUCAAUAAGAAUGAUAAUUUGAGUGAUAAAUUUUAAGAAAAUUUUAAUUCUUAAGAAUAAACAAGUAGUAGAGAUAAAUUUACUUAUGUCAAUAAACCAUAUUAGAUAUAUGAAGAAUUAAAUAAAAGAAACGAUAUUGAUGAAACAAAAUAAUUAAAUAAUUAAUAAUUGAAAAAUUCUGAUCAUUUAAAAAAUAAUGAUUCUCUGGAAUAAACAUAAACGAUAACAUCACUUUAGUAGUAAUCAAGUAUUUCAAAUGAAUAAGCUCAGACACUCACACCAAUAGACUCAGCAAAAGAAAAUCAUAACUUUGAUUUUGAUUCUUAGAAAAUUUAAAACUCUUAAUAAGAAGAACAAACAAAAAGUUUAUCCAAUAAUAAAAAUAACUUUGAUCAAAUUAAUUAAAAAGAAAGUAACUGCUCAUAAAAUGAUAAUUAUUAAAAUGAAAUUCAAGAAAUAAAACUCAAUUUUAAUGAUAAAAAAUAUGGUGAGAGUGAAAUUCAAUCUGAAAUUUAAAAGAUCUGCUAAAGAUAAUUCUCUAUUUUAAAAAUAGAAAUGGGAGAUUAAGGUUACAGAGAUAGUAGCUUAUAAUAUAUAUAAGAAUUCUUAAAGAACUAAAAUCAUUUAUUAUAUUUUUCUAUUAAUUUAGAGAAUUCUGAAUUAACUUAAGAAGGUUUUAGCAAUCUAUUAUAAUCUUUUAAUCCAAGAUUACAGAUUUUAAGUAUAGAUAUAAGUUAAAUUAGACUUAUUGAGUUUUCUUCAGUAUUCAUGAAAAUUUUGUUAAGCAUUAAGAAAUUAAAAGAGCUUGCUUCUUUAAAGUUAUAUAUGGAGAAAAUAUAACAAAUUAGUGACUUCAGUGAUAAAUCUAAUUUUGAUGCUUAUGAAUCUUAUGAAUAUAACUCAAGCAUUAAAAAUUUAACUUUAGAAUUAGAUAACUAAAAAUGUGAAGGAUAAUUUAUGGCAAAUAACGUGUCAAGUUUCUUAAAAAAAUUCAAAGGAUUAUAAAAGUUAACGUUAAGCUUAGUUAAUCAAGGAAUGAAUGAUGAUCAAUUCGAAAAUAUUAUAAAGAGUUUUAUGAAUGUAGAAAGCUAAAUUUAGUUUCUCAUUUUAAUAUUCAAUUAUAGCGAUAAGAUAACUGAAAAAUCUCUUGAAAAAAUAAAAUAAAAUUUGGACAAAAUGAAAAAAUUAGAAAUUCUAAGGAUAAUAAUUCUCAAUAAAGAUUUCAACAAUCAUGAUAACUUAUUUGAGAAGUUGAAUUAUUUUAAUAAUCCAAAUUUCAAGGUUUACUAAUGA
Molecule: messenger RNA, 3579 nt
Organism: Tetrahymena thermophila SB210
Lineage: Eukaryota; Ciliophora; Oligohymenophorea; Hymenostomatida; Tetrahymenidae
Exons: 15
Source: RefSeq, a predicted model, not a curated record